This is a messenger RNA of Oryza brachyantha (malo sina), 657 nucleotides long. RefSeq names its product alpha-amylase/subtilisin inhibitor-like. NCBI's taxonomy places the organism in Eukaryota, Viridiplantae, Streptophyta, Magnoliopsida, Poales, Poaceae. The coding region runs from base 13 to 657 and encodes 214 amino acids. The record is from RefSeq and is a predicted model, not a curated record. The transcript has a single exon. Gene Ontology annotation, molecular function: endopeptidase inhibitor activity.
CCCCUCGUCGUCAUGCACAAGCCCGAGCAGGACAAGAAGGUUUCAGCCAUGGUUAGCUUCCGACUUCCCCUCAUACUCCUUGUCUCCCUCCUGGGCAUUUCACUCUCGUGCGGCGCCGCACUGCCGCCGCCGGUGUACGACACGGACGGCCACGAGCUGAGCGCCGCCGAGAGCUACUACGUCCUCCCGGCCAUCCCCGGCCACGGAGGAGGGCUCACGAUGGCGCCCCGCGUGUUCCCCUGCCCGCUCCUGGUGGCGCAGGAGACCGACGAGCGCCGCAAGGGGUUCACCGUGCGCUUCACCCCGUGGGGCGGUGGCGCCGCCGCAGCGUCGCCGGACAAGACCACCAUCCGCGUCUCGACCGACGUCCGCAUCCGCUUCAACGCCGCGACGACCUGCGUGCAGUCCACCGAGUGGCACAUCGGCGACGAGCCGCUCACGGGGGUCCGGCGCGUGGUGACGGGGCCGGUCAUCGGACCGAGCCCCGGCGGGCGGGAGAACGCGUUCCGCGUGGAGAGGUACGGCGGCGGCGGGUACAAGCUGGCGUCGUGCAGGGACUCGUGCCAGGACCUGGGCGUGUCGAGGGACGGCGCGCGAGCGUGGCUGGGCGCCAGCCAGCCGGCUCACGUCGUGGUGUUCAAGAAGGCCAGCAAGUAA